CCCCUACGCGAUUCGCCUUCGCCUUCCGGUGGUUGCCCCGGUGCCCAGGCUCGAGGACAUGCGAACCCGGCUGGCUUCGCUGAUCGUCGUGAAACAGGAGCCACUGUCGGCCACAUCACCACCACCACCCCAACCACAGCUUCUGCCUCCAGCACAUCCCCUGUCCGGUUCCUCCUACUCCUCGUCCUCUUCGUCCUAUUCGUCGUCCGGCAGCUCAUCGACUUCGUCGUCGCCCCCAUCCAGCUUAUUCCGGUCGUCGCUCGUGGUCGCGGAUGGGCACUGCGACGGGUUGCAGUGCUAUGGCAGCUUCGGUCCCGUUGCCGGCACGAUCGAAGUGAAGCACAGCAGCAGACCGACGGACGGGUUGCCGCAGUACUACUGCGAACGCAAUGGUCACGGUUACGGUCCGCACCCGAACGGGUCCGGUGGCGAUCUGAACAACAAUGAUCCAACCAGCGAGGAGUUUGAAUAUUUUGACGAGAAAAAGUGUGCUCCCCAUUUGCUAUCGCGAGUGGCAACCUCACCGGUCCCAUCGGCGGUCCCAUCCGCAGAUCCAUCGUCAGUAUCGCAGCCAGCGAGUCUGACGACCGAACGGAGUUCCCUGACGCCAGGUCGCAGCGGUUCCGGUACAGCUUCCGGUGCCAGUGACCAUCCGAACGACAACCUGCGCAAAGUAGCAGCAGCGACAGCAGCAGCAGCCGCGGACAGUAGUAGCAGCUCAGCGACAAGCAUGUUACUGCUGCAGCCACAGGCGUCAUCUUUUAGUUCCGUUUCUUCAUUUGAUUAUUUACUGUCACAAUCGCAGAGUCAUCAUCCGGAGCAGACAUUUCAUCAUUCGCAUCUGCCACAGGAGCAGCAGCAGCAGCAGCAACAGCAGCAACAGCACCAGCAGCACCAGCAACAUCAUCCACAUCCCCAUCAGUCGACGUUAGGACAUUCCCAACAGCAUCUACACGAUCAGCAGGCACAUCACCAUCACCAUCAUCAGCAUCAUCAGCUUUCGUCCGGGCUCGACAAGUUUGUAGAGCUGUUCAGCUCAACCCAGCCACAUACACCGGCCGAAUCGAUCACCACCGAAUCGUACCUAGCGGACCAGACGCAACAUUCUAACAGCUCCAGCGAUACGCUCGUCGGGCUCGAGGACAAUCCGUCCACGUUCGGCGGUUCCAGCGACAGUAUUCCGUCGGCGUUGCUCAAGUCAGCGUACAAGGAGGAACUGCCCAGCCCGUUCAGUGCUGGACCUUCAACCCGUGCGCCCACCACCGAGCCCCCCGAUACGGAUCUUCUGUUUGAGUCGUCCUCCACCGAAGAGCUUGGACUGCUAACGCUUCGCUCCAGCAGUGAUCCAGUGUUAGCGAGCAGUGCCCGGCUACCGCAGGCAAUCGUACACGCACAGACGGCAGCUCAAUCCGCUGUGAGACCCAGCACGUCCGCAGCCGGUCCAAGCGGUGUGGAUUCGGCAGCAGCAGUAGCAGCAGCAGCGGCGGCGGCGGCAGCAGCUGCUGCAGCAGGUAACAGCUCGCUACUGCCCAGCUUCCAGGAAACGUACCAGAUCAAGUACAAUCAGUUGGCCAGCUACGGGCUGAAGAUGGACGACGAUUGCUUCAAGAUGGCAACCUCUCCGCACCAUCAUCAGGCUGUCACGGCGGCGUACGCGCAUCACGGUAGCGUGUACGGUCAUGGUCACCAGCACCAUCACCAUCCCCAUGCUGGAGCAGGCGGAGUACUUGGUGGAGUUGGAAUCGUCGGUACAGGACUUCAUCAGAGUCAUUACGAAUUUACAUCACACACAGCUGGUGGACAGGGAGGAGCAACUAGUGGCGGUAUCACGCAGUACAACAACCCGACAGGCCCUCCGGGAAGUGGUGGAGGAGGUGGAGGAGGUGCCACCGGUGGAAGCUUCUACUCACCUUCGUACGAGCAACAUCCAGCAGGCUAUGGUGGACAGGUUGGAGCUCAGGACACAUACUCGUUGCCACCGUUUCCAACGGUUGCUGAACUUCACGUCACCACCACCUGUCACCGACGUUCAUCCCUUCCGAUACAACGCUCGGAAUCGACGUCCAGCAGCGAAAGUCCGAAGCCGCCUCGGAUCGCGAUCUACAACAAGUAUUCGGCACUGCCGAGUGCCUCCAGUUCCGCGUCUAGCUCCCCAGGCUAUAUGAAUAACAACAACCCGAACACGAUCAACAACAAUGAAGUUGCAGCUGCGGCCGCCGCGGCAGCAGCAGCUGCAGCGGCUUCCGGCGGUAUCGUUGGAGCUAAUCCUCCAGCGCCAGUAGUUGCGCCACCUUCCGGAGCAACCGUCUCACGAGCCACUCCAACCACCCAGAGUCCUUCACAGCUGUGCGCAGUGUGUGGUGAUACGGCCGCCUGCCAACAUUACGGUGUGCGCACCUGUGAAGGGUGCAAGGGCUUCUUCAAGCGCACCGUCCAGAAGGGUUCCAAGUACGUCUGCCUAGCGGACAAAGCCUGCCCCGUAGACAAGCGGCGACGAAAUCGGUGUCAGUUUUGUCGCUUCCAGAAAUGUCUUGCCGUCGGCAUGGUAAAGGAAGUCGUCCGUACCGAUUCCCUCAAAGGGCGCCGCGGUCGACUACCCUCCAAACCGAAAUCCCCACAAGAAUCUCCCCCAAGUCCACCGGUGUCGAUGAUAACGGCACUCGUUCGGGCGCACGUUGACACAACGCCCGAUCUGGCCAGCCUCGACUACAGCCAGUACAGGGAACCGGGCCAGAACGAACCGAUCAUUACCGAGGCGGAGAAAGUGCAACAGUUCUACAACCUGCUCACCACGUCGGUGGACGUGAUCAAACACUUUGCCGACAAGCUGCCCGGCUACAACGAUCUCAGCGUCGAGGAUCAGGAGCUGCUGUUCCAGUCGGCGUCGCUCGAGCUGUUCGUGCUGCGGCUCUCGUACCGGGCCCGGAGCGACGACACCAAGAUGACCUUCUGCAACGGUGUCGUACUGCACCGUCACCAGUGCCAGCGAUCGUUCGGCGAUUGGUUGAAUGCGAUACUCGAGUUCAGCAAGAGCCUGCACGCGAUGCAGAUCGACAUCUCCGCGUUUGCGUGCCUGUGUGCGCUUACGCUGGUCACUGAGCGUCACGGACUGCGGGAGCCGAAAAAGGUCGAACAGCUGCAGAUGAAGAUCAUCAGCAGUUUGCGGGAUCACGUCACGUACAACUCGGAGGCGCAGCGCAAACCGCACUACUUUAGCCGGCUGCUCGGCAAGCUGCCCGAGCUUCGUUCGCUCAGCGUCCAGGGCCUGCAGCGGAUAUUCUAUCUCAAGCUGGAAGAUCUCGUACCCGCUCCACCCCUGAUCGAGAACAUGUUUCUCGCCAGCCUGCCCUUCUAA
This is a messenger RNA of Anopheles maculipalpis, 3355 nucleotides long. RefSeq names its product nuclear receptor subfamily 4 group A member 3 (gene Hr38). Gene Ontology annotation, cellular component: nucleus; transcription regulator complex. The record is from RefSeq and is a predicted model, not a curated record. Gene Ontology annotation, molecular function: RNA polymerase II cis-regulatory region sequence-specific DNA binding; DNA-binding transcription factor activity, RNA polymerase II-specific; nuclear glucocorticoid receptor binding. Gene Ontology annotation, biological process: cellular response to corticotropin-releasing hormone stimulus; regulation of transcription by RNA polymerase II. Lineage: Eukaryota; Metazoa; Arthropoda; Insecta; Diptera; Culicidae. The transcript is spliced from 5 exons. The coding region runs from base 59 to 3355 and encodes 1098 amino acids.